Messenger RNA from Centruroides sculpturatus (bark scorpion), 3554 nucleotides. RefSeq names its product agrin-like. Bases 270 to 2957 code for a protein of 895 amino acids. Gene Ontology annotation, biological process: multicellular organism development; cell differentiation. The record is from RefSeq and is a predicted model, not a curated record. The transcript is spliced from 19 exons. Gene Ontology annotation, molecular function: protein binding. Lineage: Eukaryota; Metazoa; Arthropoda; Arachnida; Scorpiones; Buthidae.
CACGCCGUGCUACACAUCGGAGCGCUUGACUCAACUCUCGCUACCACAUCUGCCAACUUAUCAACAUAACGCGGCUGUCUCUCUUCAUUAAAACUUUAUAAAUACAUAAAACCUAUUUAAGAAAGUUUAGAAAACAAGCUUUAAUUAUUAAAAAGAAACAAAAAAUUUUUUCAAAUUAAAUUAUGAAAAUUCUACUCGACUUACAAUGAAGUGACCAGACUACUUUUUUAUAUUCUCUCUCUCUCUCUCCCAUCUUAAACUGACUGUCCAUGGCAUUGAAGAUAGAAUACGGGGAAGAGAAAGAUGAAUGCGUUCAACCAGUCGAAACAACGACCAGGAGGAGGAGAAGGAGUGUCUACCUAUUGCUUACUUUAUUGGUUUUGGGUGUUCUGGUGCUCGUCUUCCUACUUGUGACAGGAACUGUUGUUUACCUUCAAUAUGCACCUCAGAAGAGCAGACCUCCUGUCCGCGAAAAUACGUGCGAGUCUAUGUACUGCGCUUAUGGAGCUCAAUGUUUGUUAGACGAAAGGACACAACAAGCGUACUGCCGUUGCCAGGACACAUGUUCCGAUGUGUUUGCUCCUGUUUGUGGUACCGAUGACGUCACAUACUCCAGUGAAUGUCAGCUACGUACCGCCUCCUGCACGCAGCAGAAGAGGAUAUUCGUCAGACACCAAGGACCGUGCGAUAUGAAGGAUCCCUGCGAGGAUAAGAAGUGCAACUUUGGAGCUCAGUGUAGACCAUCGCUGGAUGGGAGGACUGCCGAAUGUGUAUGCCCCGAAAAGUGUGCAUCCUAUGGUGACAAUCGUGGUUCUAGACCCGUCUGUGGUACGGAUGGUAAGGACUAUGGUAACGUUUGCGAACUCAGGAGGACGGCAUGCCGCGAAAUGAGAGAAGUCGAAGUCAAAUUCCAGGGAAGAUGCGAUCCUUGCGAAGGUGUCGAAUGUCCAGCAUUUCAAGAUUGUCAACUCGACGAAAACAGAAAUCCCAUUUGUAGAUGUAAUGCUAUAUGUACAACAGAUAUUCGACCUGUCUGUGCAUCUGAUGGUAAAACGUAUACAAAUGAAUGCACUUUGCGUGUAGAGGCUUGUAAAUCAAGAAGAAAUCUUCGUAUUAUCUAUAGCGGAGAAUGCAACAAAGGUGUCAAUCCUUGUGACAGUCUCCGAUGUAGUCCAGGACAGCAAUGUCACAUCGAUCAUUACGGGAUAGCAACAUGCCAAUGUCCUUCUCCUUGCGAACCUGCUAUGAGGCCUGUUUGUGGCAACGAUGGUCUCACUUACGAUUCCGAAUGCGAAUUAAUACGUAGAGCAUGUUUAGAACAGAAAAACAUCAGUAUGGCUUAUCGAGGAGCGUGUGGAGAAGCUGGACCGUGUAACAGUCACAGAUGUGAUUUUGGUGCAAUCUGCGUAGAGAAAGGUCGAGAACCCAGCUGCGAAUGUCCAACCUGCUCGGAGGAAUUUCGUCCAAUCUGUGGAAGUGAUGGAAUUUCGUACACAAACGAAUGCAAAUUAAAAAGGGAAGCUUGCGAUCAAAGAAAAAUCAUUCAAGUGGCAUACAGAGGACUUUGUAGUGGUUGCGAGAACAAACAUUGCGAAUAUUACGCUCUUUGUGAGAGCGGAGGGAAAGGAGAAAGCAGAUGUGUUUGCCCUCAAUCCUGCGUCACGCUCGAAUCUCCUGUAUGCGGUACGGAUGGUGUUACCUAUCCUAAUGAAUGCGAGAUGAGGAUUGCAGCUUGUAAGAAACAACAAUAUGUGAUGGUGGCAUCUAGAGGAAGAUGCGAUCUGUGUCAAAACGUACAUUGCAAAUAUGGUGCUCGAUGCGAAAACGGUCGAUGCGUGUGUCCUACCGAAUGUCCGGACACACACGAACCUAUAUGUGCCAAUGACGGUGUGACUUAUCAAAAUGAAUGCGAAAUGUGGCAGGCAGCUUGCCAACAGAGUCAAGAUUUAAGCAUUCUCUUCUAUGGAGAAUGCGAAGAUGUUGGAGGAUCCGGACUUGAUCUCGGUUCCGGGAUGAGCACAUGCGAGAAAACCUGCCAAUAUGGAGGGAUGUGCGAUUACGAUGCUGAUGGAGUGCCCAGGUGCGUUUGCAACUUCCAAUGCCCAACAAUACGCGAUCCAGUAUGUGGAUCGGAUGGAAAACUGUAUGACAACGAUUGUAAAAUGAGAGAGGAGUCGUGCAGACUCCAACAGUCUCUUCAGACAGCCAAUCUGGAGAAGUGUGGAGACGUUAAACUGCUGCCUUGUGAUGGAGAAUCGCCUCUUCGAGAUCCAGUUUCGGACGAAGAAUAUUAUUGUGGAGAAGGUCCUAAAUCGCAGACGUGUCCUCCAGAUAGUUUUUGUCAUCGAUCUGCUAUUUUCGCCAUCUGCUGUAGAGAAGUGGCUAUGAUUAAGAACUGCGAGGAGACGAUGUACGGAUGUUGUCCUGACGGAAAAACUUCAGCUCAAGGAUUAAAUCAUGCCGGUUGUCCGAAUGUCUGCAACUGUAACAAGUUGGGAUCUUACGAGCAAACUUGUGAUCCUGUCAGUAAACAAUGUCCGUGUAAACCAGGUGUAGGAGGUUUAAGAUGCGAUCGAUGCGAACCUGGUUACUGGGGUUUACAUAAAAUAGCAGAAGGAAACAGCGGCUGCACGCAGUCUGUUGCUAGACCAGUUUCUGGAUCGUGUGAUCAGUUAAAGUGCAGUCACGAAGCGAUAUGUCGAGAAAAAAAGGGUCGUGCUCAGUGUGUAUGCGAUAUUAAGUGUACAUCCGAGGAAUCUCCAAAUCCAGUAUGCGGAUCGGAUGGUGUAACUUAUGGUUCCGAGUGCCAAAUGAGGUUGUUCAGCUGCAGAUACCAGAAAGCUAUCACCGUCCUUAGUUAUGUGCCUUGUAAAGCAGAUGAUGUAAUAAUAAAGCGUUCGAUCGUCGAGAUGUCCAAAUCGAAAAAAUGGCAGUCGUAUAGUCUUCCAGAUAAUUAAACAAAAGUUAUCGCGGCCAAAACUCAUAAAGGGCCGCAAAUAGAAGUGUUUACCAGACUUUGCAAUGUUAUUCGGAUGCAUCGUUAUCUAGAAAAAAAGAAGUCACAGCUCUGUCCUCGCUGCACUUUAUCGCUGUUCAUCAUCACCAUCAGGGAGCCAUGUCUAUAACGAUGCUAAAGAAGCACGAUUAGACGUCUUUAAAGGUGAUCAAAGUGGACGAUUCCUCCCGAAACUUCACGUGUUGUUGGAGACGACAUGAGGAUGAACAACGGAUUUCUAGACAACACACCUGCCUCACAAUCAUAUCGUGUACAGAUUUAUGUAUAAAUAUUGUUGCUUAAGCUGCCUUCGAGUUGGAAGCUUCGAGGAAAGUACUCUGAAAACCAAAAAAACUCAAUUUAUAAUUGCCAAAUCUUGUUUAUAACUUGAAGAACUUUUAUACCAAUUAAAAAGUAUAUAUAUAUAAGAAAAUAAUUAAAAAUUGACGGGAAUGUGUAGAAAAAUUCGUUUACUGUGAAGAGAUUUUAUACAGAUGUUAAUUUGUUUUUUCUGCAAAAAAAGAGAUAAUAAUAAAAUAAUAAACGAAAAAAAAAUUUA